Messenger RNA from Cuscuta epithymum, 1100 nucleotides. The record is from the annotation of a GenBank genome assembly. NCBI's taxonomy places the organism in Eukaryota, Viridiplantae, Streptophyta, Magnoliopsida, Solanales, Convolvulaceae.
AAAAAACACAUUAUAAAAAUAGAUUAGAAAACUAUGAAAAAAAGCUUAAAAAUAAAUGUUACCAUUCCGAAGUGUCCUAAAAAGUAAAAACCCGGCCCAUCCUGGGUGACCGGACUCCAUUUUCUGACCCUGCCGGCACUUUGGGGUGGGUAAGUGAUCGGUUUUUGUCCUCCUCUUGAAUCGAGUAGGAUUAUCGUGGCUUAUACGGAGUACUCCGAAAUAAUUAUCACAUCUCUUUUCUGUCUGAUGAAUGCCGUGUAAGGACUAGGGAUCAGCCAUGGAACAGCCAAAGGCAAAAAAGAGGCAGCUUGACGUCGCGCACCUGCAGAGCACUCCUUACUUCAAGAUGCGAGCCAUAGUUAAAGAACUUCGACCCCAUAUCAUUCAGGUUCUGCGUACUCCUGACUUCCGCAAUUGCAAGGCAGCUACUGAAAUUCGUCAAGAGCUGAAUGUUCUGAUGGAUCUGUGCAAAGAGAUGGCAGCACAAAGGGCAACAGCACCAACUCAAUCUAAGAAUGGAGCUGAGGGGCUGAAGCCCAGCAGCGUUACAAACCAGAAUAUGAAAUCUGCAGAGAAGCCUCCGGCUCCCUCAGAGAGGCCCGCAUCAUUAAUGAAGCCUUGUGAUGAUAAGGGGGUGACCUCCUCAGGAAGUCUAUCCCUAAAACCACGCACGGUUGAUGCCAUUGCCAAUGGGACAUAUAUAGUUGGCGGGUCCGCAUUUGGCUGGAAUUUCAUAGUCUAUCCCGGAGAUGCAAUGGUGUACUAUGGCAGAACAAAAGAGUCAUUCAGGUCUUCAAACCCUAAAUCUCAAUGAACGAUUCUUUGUCAUCACCAUGAUGAAGGAUGAUGUGAGCGAAAAAUUAGGUAUUGUUAAUAGACCUCUAUUUAUGAAACUGGUUAUGACAUAUGUUUUCGUUAUUGAUUUCUACGGUUUAAUUUUGCACUGAUCUACUUUUUGGAAGGAUACUAGUACCUUACCCGUGCAUCCGCACGGGUUGUAACUGUUUUGUAUGUCAAUUAUAAUUGAUUGUAAAUUAGUUUCUUUACAUAUAAAACAAAGUCUUUCAAUGUUUAAAACAAAAGAUAUGGCAUGAUCACAC